Messenger RNA from Fusarium odoratissimum NRRL 54006, 3453 nucleotides. RefSeq lists its product as uncharacterized. The record is from RefSeq and is a predicted model, not a curated record. The coding region runs from base 1 to 3453 and encodes 1150 amino acids. Lineage: Eukaryota; Fungi; Ascomycota; Sordariomycetes; Hypocreales; Nectriaceae. The transcript is spliced from 2 exons.
AUGUUGACAGGUUUCGAGGCCCUCGGCGCGGCGAGCGCAGUUUUGCAAGUCACUUCGUUUGCUAGCGACUUGGCUGUCGCCUGCAAAAAUGCAUAUGAUGGAGCAACAACAUCUCAGGAUGAUCUUGAGCGCUACACGGGACAAAUGUCCGAAGCCGUCGAUUGCGUACACACUCGCUGCGAGCAGAUGAACAUUUCGAACUCCAAGUUUGCUAGCCCAAAGCUUCAGAAUAUUGCCAAGGAAUGCAAAGAUGCUGCCGAAAAGCUUGAGACCGAAGUCCAGUACGUGAAUAGCUUGCAGGCCAAGGGCGAUCUUGUCAAGUCGCUCCGCAAGGCUUUCAGAACGUCGAGGCAUCAAAAAAGACUUCAAGCUCUUCAGGAAUCGCUUGCAAUGUAUCAACAGCUUAUGAAAACUGAGCUAACGUCCCAUCUAUGCUCGCAGAGCGAUGCGAUAUACUUCCAGCAAGACGUCUCAUUUCGUAAAUUGGAUGCCGAUGUCCAGUUUCUCAUCAACCAGCUAGCCGAAGGCAUAACUGAUGUCAAGGAUCUCGUCAAGCAAGAACAUGCUACAACCCGAAACGUCAUCAUCCAGGAAAGCGCCAGGACUGAGCUGGCCAUUAAUUCGCACACCGAUAGCCAAGUCUUAGAGCUCAGAAUCACUGUUGAGGCAGAGAAGAAAUGCGAAGUGUUUCUUCAAAGCCUCAAAGCUCCACGUAUGAAUCAGCGCUACAACGAUGUCAUGGACUCAAGAGACGCAACCUUCAACCAAGUAUUUGCUACUUAUAAAGACAUGAAAGCUAUGUAUUAUGGAGAUUCAGAGGGCAAUAAUAAAGAAGCUGGUGAUUCAAAGGGCAAUGAAUUUUCUGAAACAACUAGAGACCUCGAGUGUAUGACUCAUAUGGAGGAUAUACAUCGUUCGUGGGCGUCUUUCAACUCAUGGCUGCAAUCAGAUGACGAAAUGUUUUAUAUCAUGGGAAAGCCAGGUUCUGGGAAAAGCACACUUGUCAAAUUCAUCCUGGACCAGGAACAAACCCAGGACUUGCUCCGUCGAUGGAGCCCCGAUGCGAUUAUUAUGUCCUACUUUUUCUGGAAAAUCGGCUCAGAAGAGCAGAACAGUAUAAAAGGUCUUUGGUGCUCUCUACUCUACCAAAGACUGCAAGAUCAGCAACAAUUGAUUUUGAUGAUUCGACAACACUUCAGCCACUUAUCUUCACACUCAGAAUGUCACGAUUGGUCUAUCAAGGACUUGCAAGAUGUCUGGAGCUACAUUACAAAAUUAGAUACUCGACAUAUUUGCAUGUUUAUCGACGGCCUGGACGAGGUCCGGAAUCAAGAUGGCUUCUCUAAGCUUGCUCAGUCCAUUCAACUAAUAUCGCAACUUCCAACAACCAAGUUGUGCAUUUCGGCCAGGCCUGAGGCACAGAUUGUAAGAUGGCUCCGGACAUCAAAUGCUGCAGGAAUUCUGCUUGAGGACUUGACAAGAUUCGAUAUGCUUCAGUUUGUACGGGACAGGUUCCGUCAGGUAUUUCCAAAUAAUCAAAUCUCUUCAAAAAGUUCCCAAGACCUACGUCAGAAGCUUGUUGGUAAAGCGCAAGGUGUAUUUUUAUGGCUCCACCUUGCUUCACGAAGUAUCAUUGAUGGGAUCGAGAAUGCCGAUUCUGGGGAUAUGCUUCUCGCACGGCUUAAUGCACUUCCUGGAGACCUGGAAGACUUGUACGUCGAUAUGUGGCAGAGGAUGAACGCAAGAAGCACCGUCUAUCAAGAGACAGCUCGCAGAUACUUUCGCUAUGUUCUGCAGAUGUCAGACCGGGUUAUUCCAGUCAAAGGUGGCUUAGGUUGGAUAGCUUUGCCACAUCCAUUGACAUUUGAAAUCGCUUCCGCCGAGAACCCUAAAAUACAAGAAAAAGUUCUAUCGGCCACGGGUACGAUUAGAGAGACAGAGAUUCUACGAAUAUGCGAAGAAACAGAGGCUUCAAUAUCCACCAGGUGCGCAGGGCUGCUUGAAGUGCAGUCGACCAACCUUGACCACUACCUUCUGGAAACGCGGGAAGACGAUAGAGACCCAUUCAGCUACUUAACAUUCAUUCAUAGAACAGCACAUGACUUUCUUACAGAUACAGAAGCAGGCCAAGGCAUUCUAGGAUAUGAACCAUUAUCUAAUUUCUCCUGCCAGACACGACUUCUGAAAGGUCUGAUCUGCACAGUAAUGGUUAUGACAUCCGAAUGGCACCUGGUAUUUGAUAGCGAUUAUAUAAUGGCCCAAAUUACCGGUUUUGCAAAUCGCUGGGGAAACGAAGGACUGAAAUUGGCUACCGGAAUGCUCGACGUCAUUCAGCCAUUAUAUGACAAGGGGCUUUUAAGAUAUGACCUGUGUCCAUGGAUACCUCAGCGCCCGUUCUUGAGUCACUUGACCAGCGAUGACCUACUCCAUGAUUUCGUCAUCUCGCGCCUCCCAGCAGAAACCUCAACUCAUCUGGUCACCAGUAUCCUCAGAUGUAGUCUAUCGUCUGGGAAAGCACUGCCCGAGAGAAUGUUUGACAAAUUAAGGGUCCUCGGAGCGGACCCACACGAGUAUGGUGUGUUUGAUGAAACUUGGGGUCCGCAGCCAUUUGUCAGAAGGGGAACAGGAUUCACCAAUCUUCUUAUCAAUUUUCUCCUGAUGGUAAAAAGGUUCGAGUACGAAAAGCCGGAAUGGUUGUACGCAACGUCACAACGGACUUUGGGAAUUGCAUUUGACAUGGCAAAGACUUGCAAAAGCCUUGAUACAACUGUGGCAUUGUUUGCACAGUUUUCUGAAACUGGGCAUAUGCAGCUUAUGUCAUGGGUUUCAUAUAUGAGCUUGGCGGGUGAAACAUUCAACCACGGUUCCUUGUUUGUAGUUUACGAAGUCAACUUGCGGUUCUUGCUACUCUAUCUAGCCUCGAAGGCUGUUGGGAAACUUGCCGAAACUGUGCUAGCAAGCCCUCAAGCUCAGAAUAUCUUAGCAAAGAUUAACAGUCCCUCAGUCAAAGUUCGAUACUUUUGGAGGCCACAAGUUACAGAAGGCAAUAAGAAAGGAAUUAUCUCUCUGCCAAUGUUUGAGCGUGUUGUACCUGGGGUGCCCCCUAUGUCAAGAAGCGAUAUUGAAUACCUUUUUGACGUGGACUUUAAGAUGUCCUCCCAGGAGUUGCGCAUGCCAAAUGGACAUAACUCAGAACCUAAGACUAUGGCCCAAUACCUCGAGGGCACAGAGACCGAAGAAGUCGAAGUCGAAGUUAUGAUGACAAGUUUAGCUGCUGAGAGUCUAGGCGUUUGUACAUACGAGGAAGCGGGCAUAAUCCCUAGUCUGGAAUAUCUGAGGGGCUCAAGAGAAAACAAUAAUAUUGCAUGGCGACUGUUUCCUUUAUCGAUGGAACGCCUUGAAGCAGCAGCAACCGCCAUGGAAGAAACGGGAAAUCAUGAGUCUCUGGACUGA